ACGUUUCUUUCUUCCUCAUCUGAAUCUGAGUGUUGGUAUAGAUAGUGAGCAGUAUUAUUUAUGUCAAAUUUUCUAGUAUAACAAAUAGGAUCUUACAAUAUUGUAGUCUUAGCAAAAAUUUAAACUGAAAGGUCUAAAUGGUGUAACAUCAAAAAUGGGCUGUUGUUUUAGCUGUAAAGAAGACAGUUCUUCUCAGGGUGGAGAGGCAAAUGAGCACACCCGCUUACUUGUGGAUCCUGUCAGUAAUAAUGCAUCCUCCAUUCAGAGAGUCAACAGUGAUGACUUCGAGUCCCAGUAUCCUAAUUCACUCCCAAAGAAGACUGAUGAGCAGUCAGCCUUAAACAGGAUUCUGCAGGAAGCUGCAACGAAUGUAAUAGAUGUUGCAGCGAUGGGAACUCAUAACUUGGAGCAACACGAGUAUAUGGAGCGUGUGAAACAUUACUCGUUGAAACUACAAGGCGUGGCAGGCCGUUACACUCCUGCCCCCAAACAGUCGUGUCUGCUAGUCGACAUCCCUGCUCCAGACAGACUUUUAGCUGUCACUCCUGUCCAUGAGUCUGACAUCCACCAGAUCAUGUCAGUAUGUGAGACGGCAACAGCAGCCUUGGCAGAACUCAAGGUGGAACACAAGGAGGAGUUGGUCGUACCCUUCAGGAUUCCUUGAGAGUGAGAGACAAAUAUACAGAGUGUCUUCUAUCUAUUUUUAUAUAAGUGGUUUUAUAGCUUCAACACUGAAUCAACAUUACCCAGCUUUCAGUGUACAGUAUCCGGCUCUGUUUUAAACUAUAUUCUUUUUCCAGUUUCAGAUUUUGCUUAUUACUGUAAAGAUUAAUUUACAUUUUGUAUAAUGGAUAACCGAUUGUAUAUAAUGUAUUUAUUCCAAACAAUUAUGGAACAGAAGUAGAGAAUGACAACAACUAGCGUAUUGUGUAUUUGCACAUAUGUUUAAAAAACUUUUGUCAGGCUAGACUGUUUAGUUUUGUAUAAAAUACCCGUUAUGUUAUUAUUGUAUAGUUAGUGAAAACAUGCCUAUUACUUAAGUUAGUAAACUAUGGAAGAAAGUGCCCAAUAUUACAUUAUCAUAUAUGCUAUGAUCGUAGCUUGUUUCCUGUGGUCUUGCCAUAUAAAGAUUGUCCAGUUCCAUAUAACCUUGAAAAUUUAUUGAAUUAUUAGAUUUAUGUUUUAUAGAAUCUAUUGAAAUUAUUUUAUUUAUAAUUGAUGUAAUUUUAUAAUAAGAUUUUCCAAGUUUUGAUUUUUAUUGAAUGUGUGCAAUUUUUAUGCAUUCUCACCUAAAAUAGAUUAAAACAAUUUUUUAGAAAUUUCCAAUAAAUUCAUUCGUCCCCAAGUCUUGUGGGAUGUUUAAAUAUUUUGUUGUGGAUUACCACAUUAAAAAUUUUGAAAAUAUUCACAACAACAAAGGUGUUAAAUAUAAUAUCUCUAAUUGGAUCUGACAAAGUCUUCUUUGAGAACAAAUUAAGCCCUAAAAUUAAAAAACAAAUUGUCAACCUGUUCCCAAUAUUUUUUUUUUUUUUUUUUUUUUUAAAUAAAGUUAUAGAAAAAUGAAAAACCUUUAAUUUAAUUGUAUCUACACCUUUUGUUGUAUGAGUCCCAAAAGUUAAUACGGUAUGUUUGUUAUAAGAUAUUGGAAAUUAUUAUAUGUUUGUUAUUGUUGCCUGGUUAUUGUUAGCAAUCUUUUGUCAUUAAAAUACUUAAUUUUCAUAGUACCAGAUUUUAGGAUAGUAUUUCCCAAAUAAUUCUAUUAAACUAUGUCAUUUAUCCAUAAUCUGUAUAUUAACAUGUGAUAUUUUGUAGAUGGACCUGCAGUUCUUUUUACAGGUAUAACACUUCAAUACUGUUUACUGUUUAAAAGUGCUCAUGGGAUUUCUCGUACACAAUAUUUAUCUUACUGGAGUGUUCAGUUGGAAUGAAAAAUAUCAAAUGUGAAAAUUAGGUUGUUUGUAAUCACAUUUGAUGUAACGUAUUGUACAAUAGAUAAUUUAUAAUGUAAUAUUUUAAUAUAAUUUUAUAGACAUUAAGUAGUUUUAUAUUUAUAUCAACUGUUAUUGCCUUAACUAACUAAUCGAAGUUAAUUAAUUGAUCUUGGAGUUUUUAAAUUUACUUAUAUAAUAUAAUAGUGUUGUGCUGAUUUGUUGUGAAGGAAAGUAGGUCAGAGUUUGGUUUUAACAAUACCUCUUUAUAUUUAUAGCCCAAUAGUAAAUAAACUGUACAACAGGAAAACUUAAAAUAUUAUUUGUAAUCCAUAGUUCAUGCAAAUGUAAGCAAAUUGUUAUACUCAAAUGAAACUUUAAAAAGCACAAAAUAUCAAUUAUGAUAAUGUAUGUAAUAGACUGUAUGGGCAUUAAAAUUAUGUUAUCGUAUUGCAUGAAUAUUGUACAAAAUUUAUUUAUCUCCUUAACAAAAACAUUCAUUUAACAAAAAUAUACAAAAAAAUCUUCAUAAGAUGUAUUCAAAAUAUUGUACUUACUUUACAUUAGAUUACUUUCUGAUGUUUCAAAAUUUUUAUGUACAAUUAUAUAGCAGGUUUGAUUUGACCUAAAAUACUUAUUACUACAAUUUCACUGAAUUAAUCUAAUGUCCGCAGUCAAUUUUGUAUUCCUGUAAAAGGGCAUUACUUUUCAAUCCUUAUUACUCACAAACUGUGGUGUUAGUUAAGUUUACCUGGUUUUUAUUUAUUUAUUUAUUGAAUCAUGUAAAAUAUGAUAUAUCUCCAUAUAACACUAGAACAGCACACACAACUUAACAGGUAUUAAGCAACAAUGUUCCUGGCAUGACCACAGUAAUGUAUUAACAAUACAUAUAUAUUUGUAUGAAGGUUCUUGGGGUUUCAUAUCACCAUGUUUAAAUCACCAGUUUUUUUUUUCAACCCCUAGAUCAACAGUCCACUCUAGUCCUGUUAUUUGUAUAUAAAUAUUCAUAGUUAUUAAGCAUUUUGUAUAUUUGAUUCAUUCUCAUUAAAAAUGUGAUAUAUUAUUAUA
Messenger RNA from Homalodisca vitripennis (glassy-winged sharpshooter), 2996 nucleotides. RefSeq names its product ragulator complex protein LAMTOR1 (gene Lamtor1). Gene Ontology annotation, cellular component: membrane raft; late endosome membrane; Ragulator complex. Gene Ontology annotation, biological process: regulation of receptor recycling; positive regulation of MAPK cascade; cellular response to amino acid stimulus. The transcript has 5 exons. NCBI's taxonomy places the organism in Eukaryota, Metazoa, Arthropoda, Insecta, Hemiptera, Cicadellidae. Gene Ontology annotation, molecular function: molecular adaptor activity; guanyl-nucleotide exchange factor activity. The record is from RefSeq and is a predicted model, not a curated record. Bases 155 to 664 code for a protein of 169 amino acids.